Girardinichthys multiradiatus is the source of this 745-nucleotide messenger RNA. RefSeq names its product thymosin beta 1 (gene tmsb1). The coding region runs from base 41 to 313 and encodes 90 amino acids. Gene Ontology annotation, biological process: actin filament organization; regulation of cell migration. The transcript is spliced from 3 exons. Gene Ontology annotation, cellular component: cytoplasm. NCBI's taxonomy places the organism in Eukaryota, Metazoa, Chordata, Actinopteri, Cyprinodontiformes, Goodeidae. Gene Ontology annotation, molecular function: actin monomer binding. The record is from RefSeq and is a predicted model, not a curated record.
UGAGCUCUUUGAGCCAAUCAGAACCAGAGUGAUCGUGUCCAUGUUGGCGUGGAGAAGGGCGUGUUGUCCCUAUAUAAACCCUGGGCUUUGCACAGAUUACACGCAGGCGCAUCUUACCUGGAGAGGACCGUUUCACACAGCACCCUUGUACCAGAACUCUUCCAAAAUGGGAGAUUGCAACCCAGUCAAUCAGGAAGUGGAACACUUUAACAAACAGAAGCUCAAGAAGACAAACACACAAGAGAAAAACCAUCUCCCAACCAAGGAGGAAAUUGAAGAGGAGAAGAAGGCCAUAAAAGAGGGGAACAACUGAAACACCCCAACCAUGAUUCUUCUUCCUCUUCUGACCCGCUCAAUCACCUUGUUUGUCUUCCAGUUCAGAGUCCGACCAUCUUCCUCUUUACUGCUAAUGUCUGUGCCACCAUCUUUCAGUAGAAAUGGGGUUAAAGGUUGCUCUAUAUGCAAAUGAUCUCAAUUUAAUCCAAUCUAUAUGAAUGCAAUGGGUGCUUAUUAUCCUCUUUCUCUGUAGUUUAUGCAGUGUUGAACUGAAGGCAGUAAAUACUAAGUGUUGGGUGUAGGUUUAAACAAAAAUGCAAAAUAAAAAAAUACUGCAAUGACAUGUAAUUGUUAUUAACACCAAAUGUAUGCCUGCAAAUGGUGUAUUUAAUGGAAAUGUAGUGAAGAAUAAGAGGAUACAGAUAUUUUUGUUUUAAUAAAAAUCAAUGUGACAAAUGUUUUUGCUUAA